This is a messenger RNA of Trichomonas vaginalis G3, 891 nucleotides long. Its product is annotated as protein of unknown function (DUF3447). The record is from RefSeq and is a predicted model, not a curated record. Gene Ontology annotation, molecular function: protein binding. Bases 1 to 891 code for a protein of 296 amino acids. The transcript has a single exon. NCBI's taxonomy places the organism in Eukaryota, Parabasalia, Trichomonadida, Trichomonadidae.
AUGUAUAAUGAUUUAGAAAGAUUCAUUUCAUUCACCGAAAGAGAAGGAUUUGAUAAAGAUCAAAAACUUGUAAGCAGUUUAUAUCCACAUGAGAUGAAACAAUCUACAUUACUUGAAUUAUGCUGCUACCAUGGAGCUGUUGACUGUUUCAAGUUAUUAAGAACAAAAUUUAACUCAGAAAUAACUUAUAAAUGUCUAAUAAGUUCAUUUCUAGGAGGAAAUCCAGAGAUUAUGAGUGAAUGUUUGAAACAUCACAAACCAGAUAAAGAUUGCAUGAAGUAUGCAAUUAUUUCACACAAUAUUGAUUUUGUUACAUUCUUGAUGAAUGAAUACAAUAUAGAUAUAUAUAUACGUUUAUAUCAUUGCAUAGAUCAUAAAAACCUUGAAUCAUUUUUAGUUUAUUUCGAUCUAACUAAUGAUAUUAACACAUGUUUUGUUUAUUCAGCAUGUUUCAAUAUUCCAUCCAUUUGCGAAUAUUUCUUAUCACUUGGUGCUGACAUCAUGGCAAGAGAUUAUCUUAAAUCAACCGCUCUUCAUAAUGCAGCCUAUGAAAAUUCUAAGGAAGCAGCCGAAUUUCUUAUUUCACAUGGUAUAAAUAUCAAUGAAAUAGAUAAUGACGGAAAAACCGCACUUCAUGAAGCAGCCUAUAAAAUAGUAAAGAAACAGCUGAACUUCUUAUUUUACAUGGUGCAAAUAUCAAUGAAAAAGAUAAACAUGGAAAAACUGCUCUUCAUGUUGCAGCAGAAAAUAAUAGUAAAGAAACCGCCGAGCUUCUUAUAUCACAUGGUGCGAAUAUCAAUGAAAAAGAAGGAUAUGGGCAAACCGCACUUCAUUAUGCAGCACUUCAAGAUUGUAAAGAAACAGCCGAAUUUCUUAUUUCACAUGGUAUAA